Penicillium soppii is the source of this 744-nucleotide messenger RNA. RefSeq names its product mitochondrial 37S ribosomal protein mS41. The transcript has a single exon. Gene Ontology annotation, cellular component: mitochondrion. The record is from RefSeq and is a predicted model, not a curated record. The coding region runs from base 1 to 744 and encodes 247 amino acids. NCBI's taxonomy places the organism in Eukaryota, Fungi, Ascomycota, Eurotiomycetes, Eurotiales, Aspergillaceae.
AUGAGCAUCAUGGCCAUGCGCAACUCACCGCUGGGCGGCCUCUCAUUGCGCCUCUUCAAAACCCUUCACAUCUCCAACCAAUGUAUCCGAUCACUCCAUCAAAAAGCGCCUCGAACAGUUCCCGCUCCGACCCCUUUCGUCCCCGACGUUGAGACCUUUCUCAAGCUGAUCGGGCGGGACAUGUCCAAACAAGCCAGCAAAAUUCCCACAUGGGAGGCCCUCUUCAACCUCAACUCGACCCAACUCCGUGAAGCAGGACUCGAACCCGCCCGCCAGCGGCGUUAUCUGAUCCGGAAGCGCGAGAAAUUCCGCAACGGGGUCUACGGACCAGGCGGUGACCUGCACACUGUUGUUGACGGCGUUGCACAAUUGCGGGUGGUUGAAGUGCCUGUCAGCGCACGAGGCCUCACAAACACAGGCACCAAAAGCGCUGUGCAUACUUCUUCCGCCACACUGGCGCCCGGAAUGGUGAAAGCCAUUGUCAAUCUUGCGCCUGAGGACAAGACAUACGUGUUUUCCAAGAAGAAACCUAUUGUGCAGUUUGCGGGAAUGAAGAUUUGCCGUGGAUCGCUUCCGAUGGGUCCUUUCUUGCAACCUAUGGCGGGCACCGAUGGCACUGCUGCUACUAUCUCAGUCCAGGAGGGUAUGUGGGAGGACAGGCGUCCCAAGAAGGUUGAUGGUGGUGAGCGACGACGCAGAGAGGUCCGGAACAAGCAGAGAUUGGAUGAGAGGAAGAAGGCGUGA